Xenopus laevis (African clawed frog) is the source of this 4430-nucleotide messenger RNA. It is a transcript of the gene mocos.S, whose product is annotated as molybdenum cofactor sulfurase. The transcript is spliced from 15 exons. Lineage: Eukaryota; Metazoa; Chordata; Amphibia; Anura; Pipidae. Bases 191 to 2737 code for a protein of 848 amino acids. The record is from RefSeq and is a predicted model, not a curated record.
AGCUAAAGGAAAGGCCAGAAAGGAAGAAAAGUAAAGCACUGCAACCAUCCAUUGCUGUAUCUGCUUAGAAGAUAGUUAAAUAAGGCUGACAGGAGAAGGCUCCUCCCACUGACGAGUGGAUUCCCUUCCUGUGUGAUUACUCUCCUGAAACUUGUGCUAGUUUUUAAGGCAAGGCAGCUGGGAGCUGGUUAUGGAGGGGAAUCCCAAUACUCCAGGCAUGUCUUUAGAUGUGCUGCUGUCUGCAAGGCACUUUCAGAAUUUCUGCAGGAGCUCAUCUGACUAUGGCAGCAUGAUAGAAGAGAUGAGAAGGAAGGAAUUUAGCAGAAUUAGAGAUAUGACCUACCUGGAUAAUGCUGGGGCAGCAUUAUUUCCUCAAAGCCUUUUGGAUGGAUACAUGAAGGACCUGUCUGAAAAUGUUUAUGGUAAUCCUCAUAGUCACUGCAUAAGCAGCAGAUUAACAUAUGAAACUGUGGAAAACACACGAUACAGGAUUCUACAACAUUUUAAUACAACUGCUGAAGACUACACUGUCAUCUUUACUUCAGGAAGUACUGCGGCUAUUAAACUAGUAGCAGAAAUAUUCCCAUGGACGCCAAACUGUUUAAACAACUUAGGGAGUCAGUUUUGUUACUUAACUGACAAUCACACUUCUGUAAUUGGUAUAAGAGGAAUAACUAAAAUCUUUAACGUACCGUCUGUCCCUGUAAAACCAGAAGACAUGCUUCAGUCAAAGAAACUAGAAUCAGACUGUCAUCAACAAGGUGAAUACUGCAAGACACCACAUCUGUUCUGUUAUCCAGCCCAAAGCAAUUUUUCCGGCACAAAGUAUCCACUUGCAUGGAUAGAAAAACUUAAAUGUGGAAAAUUAUUCCCACUGGGCACUCCAGGAUCUUGGUUUGUGCUACUUGACGCAUCUUCGUAUGUCAGUACAUCACCAUUAGACUUGUCAGUAUAUCAACCAGAUUUUGUUACUAUUUCAUUUUAUAAAAUAUUUGGCUUCCCAACUGGCUUGGGUGCUUUAAUUAUGUCAAAUCGUGUGACCCAUCUACUACGAAAAAAUUACUUUGGAGGUGGAACAGCAGCAGCAUAUCUUUCUGAGGAGGAUUUUUUUGUUCCAAAGGCAUCCAUAUCUGACAGAUAUGAAGAUGGAACUAUUUCAUUCUUGGACAUAAUAGCAAUCAAAUAUGGUUUUGAUACUUUGGAGAGGCUCACAGGAGGAAUGGAGAAUAUUAGAAAUCAUACCCAUACUUUGGCUAGUUAUACUUUUUCGGUGCUGUCUGCCUUGCGUUAUGCUAAUGGAGCUCCUGCAAUACAUAUCUACAGUGACACAGAGGUUAGGAAUUUGGAUUUGCAAGGUCCAGUCAUUAAUUUUAAUGUACUGGAUGAAAGUGGAGGCAUAAUCGGCUACUCUCAGGUUGACAAGUUGGCUAGCCUUUAUAAUAUCCAAUUCCGCACAGGGUGUUUUUGCAAUAAUGGAGCAUGCCAAAAACAUCUUGGAAACAGCAAUAUGGAUAUUAAACUGAAUCUUAAGGCUGGACAUGUUUGUGGCGAUGAUAUAGAUGUGAUCAAUGGAAAACCUACAGGCUCUAUCAGAAUCUCGUUUGGCUUUAUGUCUACUUUUGAAGAUGCAAGAAUAUUUUUAAAAUUUAUAAUUGAAUGCUUCAUAAAAAGACCCACUCAUGAAAUAUCAAAUAUCAAGCUUCUAAGACAAGAUCAAACAAAUUGUUUGCCAGGAUCUGAUACCAACGAGUUACAAUGUCUCCAGAGCAACAGGGCACAUGGUGAAGAUUUAUGCAUUCCUCAUAUCCGUAUUCUCAAUGAAAUGUCUUCAGCCUCAAAUACUUGUACACACAGUUCAACAGAAAUAUCAUCAUUAGAGACAAAUCACAAAGCUAUCACACUUGCCUCUAUUUACCUCUACCCAAUCAAAUCAUGUGCACCAUUUCAGGUUUCCCAGUGGCCUGUGGCAGAACAAGGUCUUUUAUUUGAUCGGAAUUGGAUGAUAGUUAACGAGAACAGAGUUUGCUUUAGUCAGAAGCAGGAGCCAAACUUAUGCCUGAUAUAUCCAUCUAUUGAUCUUAAGAAAAACAUCAUGAUAAUUAAGGCAAAAGGAAUGGGUCCAAUAGAAAUACCUCUAAUUGAUGACAACAAUGCAAAUGCUCCCAUAUGCCAAAAUAAAAUCUGUGGAGAUAGAGUGCAGACAUACGAUUGUGGUGAGAAGAUUGCAGAUUGGCUGUCUCGGUUCCUUAAUCGCAAAUGUCGUUUGAUCAGGCAAUCAUCAAAUUUCAGUCGAUUUGCAAACACAAACAGAAAAGGUUUGUCCGGUGUCCCUCCAUCGACCCUUUCUUUAGUCAAUGAAGCUCAGUAUCUUCUAGUAAAUAGAGCAAGCAUUUUAUUCCUUAGACAGCAAAUGGAGUCAAGUGAUAUUGAGAUUGAUCAGCUGACCCAGCGUUUCCGAGCUAACAUAGUCAUCAAUGGGCAUCAACCCUUUGAAGAAGAAAAAUGGACAGAGGUUUUCAUUGGAGGGGUGCAUUUUCAGGUUUCAGGCAAGUGUAAUAGAUGUCAAAUAAUUUGUAUUGACCAGCAUACUGGAGAGAAAAAGAAAGACGUGUUUCAAACAUUGUCGACAAGCAGAGAGGGGAAGGCAACAUUCGGCAUGUAUCUUCUAAACUCAUCAUGUUCAUCAUAUCCAGCAGUACUGAAAGUGGGAUCUCCUGUGUUAUUUACAGAAAAGUAAAAGGAUACUUUUUGCUCCAUAUCUGAAGAAUAUGUGAAGAACAUACACAUACAAAUGCAUGGAUAGAUUUAACCCUUAACAGUAACACCAAAAAUCAAAAGGUUAUAAGGUAAUAAAAAUAUAAUGUACUGUUGGCCUGCACUGAUAAAACUGGUGUGUUUACUAUAGAAACUCUACUGUAGUUUAUAUAAAAAAGCUGCUGUGUAGCCAUGGGGCAGCCAUUCAAAACUGAAAAAGGAGAAAAGGCCCAGGAUACCCAGCAGAUAACAUGAGAAGCUCUGUCGUAUACAAUGGGAAUCUUCAGAACUUAACUAUCUACUGUGUUAAGCAGUAGCUUGUUUAUAUAAACUGUAGUAGUUUCUGAUGCAAAGACACCAGUUUUACCAGUGCAGGGCAACACUACAUUAUAUUUCCAUUACUUCAAAGCUCUUUCACUUUUUGGCAUUACUGUUCCUUUAAGUGCUAGCAGAAUGUCACAUUUCAUUUGCACGAAGAUGUUUUUGAACAUUUUGUACUCUCACAACCUCUGGAAAAAGAUUUAGAGAUCUAAAUACUAAAAACAUUAAAAAAUCAAAUUUUUCAUGAUCUAACAUAAAAUAAAUUAUUUCAUGCACAAAUUCAACAAAUUUGGAAAGCAUCAUGCUCUCAAACGUGCAUAUAUGCAAAGUUUUAUGGAGAUUUCUGACUUCUAUAGAUCAAAAACUCUGAGCAGUCAAUUUUCAAAUGCUACAACAGAAUAUGGCAUACUCUAUUGGCAAAUUCUGAAACAGUGGGUUUACCUCAGGAAAACAUGUCAUUUUUAAAAUUGCACAUUGUGUUGCAUCCAAAAUGGGUAACCAUGUCUUUCUACUACUAACCUAAUUACCAAACAUCAUGCAAAAAAAUUGUGGUCGUUGUGCAUUGCUUCUAUAUUCCAGACACCCUCCAGUGAUUAGCCACUGGUACUGAUGACAUCGGUCUCACCAACAGCUCUUGUGCCCGUGGUCAAAAAGGGACUUUUCAAUUGUUUGAGCCUAAAAGUACUCUAGUUAAAUACAUGUUAUGGAAGCAUACACACCUAAAAUUACUGAUUGGUGGAUAUGCACACACUCUAGUUUUACAGCUUGUAGCAUGGCUUACAUUUCAGACUCUCUAACACCAUAGAGGAUAUAGUUAACAUGCCAAAGGGUAAUUUCACCCUUCUCCAAUACAAUACCACUCUCAUCCUUAUGGUUACAGCAUAGUUAAUAUAACUAGGUACUGUUUGGUAAAAAUACUUUCAUACAUUUGUACCAGAGCCAUAUAUUCUGGCUCCACUCCUUCCCAAUCCCUACAUCCUCCCUACCAGUCUCUCCUUCUCAUGUGAGUUAUCCCUUCAGGAUAAAAUAAUUGAUUGAAGGGAUAUGCUUAAAUCAAUAAUCAAUAGGAUGCAUAGAUAAGUGCUAGAAACUGCUUGUUGCAAGGCAAACGACCCUUCAGGCUACAUGGUUAUGCCCAGUGCAUAUUAUCUGACAUACUCUGUAACAACUAAAUGACUGGCAUGCAUGGCAGAAAUACAUAUGUAACUGCAGAUGUGACACUUGUGCUAUUCCUGUCUGUAAGAUAUCCUGUUUUUCUGUCCCUCUGUGUCUUUCUGCACAUAGCCCAGAGAGGCAUACAAGGGUAUAUAACCCAGCUGCACCAAGCAAUAAACAAACAAGUAUCUUGUAUCACA